Mytilus trossulus (common blue mussel) is the source of this 6180-nucleotide messenger RNA. Its product is annotated as sodium- and chloride-dependent glycine transporter 1-like. The record is from RefSeq and is a predicted model, not a curated record. Lineage: Eukaryota; Metazoa; Mollusca; Bivalvia; Mytilida; Mytilidae. Gene Ontology annotation, cellular component: plasma membrane. The transcript is spliced from 15 exons. Gene Ontology annotation, biological process: sodium ion transmembrane transport. Bases 291 to 2288 code for a protein of 665 amino acids.
CAUACAUCACACACCACUUUGUUCAGUUUUCGGUACGCUCUAGAACUAAUUAGGAUUUAAUACAUUAUUGUUAGCAUGGUAAUAUAGAAUACAACCAUUCCUUCUUUAAAAUCCACAUUUUAGCGCAUGACAACACUCCUCUUUUGUUAGAGAAUAGCAUUAAUUUACAAGUUUUGUGGAAAUCGAUAAGGCCAGCUGCGCGCUGUGUAGUGAGUAUCGACUGAAUUUUGAUGCUUUUUUGAAGUGAUACAGAUCAAAUACUGAAGAGAUUACUAACUUAUAAAUACAACAUGGAUAAGAUGACAGAAGCUGCGAAAGAAUUCAAUGACGACGAAUCCUCCUCUUCGGACGGAUGUUCUACAGUAUCAGAAAACAGCGAUGAAAAUAAAGAACGUGGAAACUGGACAAGAAAGAUGGACUUUUGGUUGUCAUUGGUUGGUUACGCUGUGGGUUUAGGGAAUAUCUGGAGAUUCCCAUACCUGUGCUAUAAAAGUGGUGGAGGAGCAUUUCUUAUACCAUAUACAAUAUUUUUGUUCUUGUGUGGCGUGCCAUUGUUCUUCUUGGAAGUAUCAUUUGGACAGUUUGCUAGUCUCAGUCCUAUUACAAUAUGGAGAAUAUGUCCGCUGUUCAAAGGUACUGGGAUCGGGAUGGCCAUUGUUUCUGGAAUGUGUUGUCUGUACUACAAUGUUCUCAUCGCCUGGACACUAUACUUCCUGUUUAUGUCCAUGAGGACAGUUCUACCCUGGAGCACAUGUGGAAAUGAUUGGAACACAGAACAUUGUUUCGUCAAAGAUAAAGAUUCUAGCACAUCAUUCAAACAUAACCAAACAGUUACAAACUUUACAAAUUCAAAAUAUAAUUUACUCCAACAAUCUAGUGUUCUGAUGAACAGCAGUAGUCUGAUGAACAGCAGUAGUCUUAUGAACAGCACCAGCAUUUUGAAACAUAAUUACACAUCACCAAGCGAAGAAUUUUGGGAAAAGCACGUACUUCAAAUAACUGAUGGCAUCGAAGACAUGGGAGAACUGAGAUGGCAACUGUUUUUAUGUCUUUUGGUAUCUUGGAUACUUGUGUUCCUUUGUCUCUGUAAGGGUGUGAAAUCAUCAGGAAAGGUUGUGUAUAUAACUGCUACAUUUCCUUAUUUGGUAUUACUUGUUUUAUUGGUUCGAGGAGUCACUUUGCCUGGAGCUGUUGAUGGAUUGAAGUGGUAUCUCAUACCAAAGUGGGAAAAAUUAGCAACAUUUCAAGUUUGGGGAGACGCUGCUGUACAGAUCUUUUAUUCUGUUGGAAUGGCAUGGGGAGGACUUAUAACAUUAUCUAGUUAUAAUAAGUUUAAUAACAACUGUUACAGACAAGCUAUGAUGGUUCCUCUAAUGAACUGUGGAACUAGUGUUUUUGCUGGACUAGUGAUAUUUUCAAUCAUAGGAUUUAUGGCCCAUGAAACUGGUGUUGAAAUAGAUGAAGCUAUUAAACAAGGUCCAGGUUUAGUGUUUGUUGCCUAUCCAGCAGCCCUCGCCAAGCUUCCGAUAUCACCACUGUGGGCAGUCUUAUUCUUCCUGAUGUUGCUGUCUGUAGGAUUGGAUACACAAUUUGGAAUGUUUGAGACAAUGAUAAGUGCAUUUAUAGAUGAAUAUCCAAAAUAUCUACGAAACAGGAAAAUGCUGCUUACUGCAUUUGUGUGUUUUGUAGAGUUUUUAUUGGGAAUUCCAUGCAUUAUGGAGGGAGGGAUAUACGUGCUGCAGAUCAUCGACUGGUACUGUGCUGUCUUCUCUUUGAUGUUGCUGUCAUUUACAGAAUGUGUUGUUAUAGCUUGGGUAUAUGGUGCUGACAGAUUUUUAAGUGACAUCGAACUGAUGAUUGGAUACAAGCCGUCAGUAUGGUGGAAGAUAUGCUGGAAAUUUAUUACACCAAUUGUCAUAAUAGGUGUUUGGCUGUUCAGUGUAAUUCAGCUGAAACCUGUGUCUUAUGGUUCUUAUCAGUAUCCAGAUUGGGCAAUUGCUGCUGGCUGGAUGUUAGGGUUGGCUUCUAUCCUACCUUUACCGGCUUAUGCGCUAUAUGGAAUUCUUACAACUGACGGUACUUUAGUACAACGAAUAAGUAAGUUAACGAAGCCUAGCCCAUUAUGGGGUCCAGCGGUAGAGAGAUAUCGAAUCAAAUAUGAGGCCAGCAGGUCAUCUUUAGGUACAUCAGGAGAGAUAUAUUUCCCACCUACGAUCAUGUGUGGCGACGACGAUUGUAAUCCUGAUAGUGAACAAUGUGCUCUGUCCAAUACAAAACAUAUAUCAUAACAAAAUCUAGGAGAAUGCUGUGUUACCAAAAAAUGAUUGUUUUUCUAUUGUUUGAUUUUGAGAGACGGGGCACUGCAGAUGCCUGAAUUAUGUAGUGAUCAUAUAGUAACCACGGUUACGUUCAUAGUCAUUUUUUUUCAUAGUCAUAGUCAUUUUAAUCAUAAUAAUUUUAUUACCUUCAUAUUUAGUACAUUUUUUAUGCAGUCAAAAUCUUAACGAAUAAAAGAUCGUAUUUUUUCACAAUUGUGAUCCAUUUUGAACAUGUAUUUAUUAGGUGUAUACAUAAUAUGUAGAAACGAUUUACAUGAAAAAAAGCAAACACAUGAAUUACACUCAUGUCAUAGUUCGUCUACUCACUGCUCACUCGACCACUAGAUAGACUGUCGUAAUUUUAUGAAAUAUGUGAAUAGUUCCUUCAAAUUUUAAUGAAGACGUUUUUGACUCACAAAUAGUUUGGCCUUUAUCAUCACUGAAAAGACGUUUAUUAUCUGACUACUAAUGUGGUCCAGUAAAGUCAUUUUUGAAUAACAUUGAAAUGAAAAAAUACAAACUAAGAAGAGAAGUUUACCAAGAGAGAUAUGAUAAAGAAAUCAGUUUUAAGGAUUAAAAUACAUUUAAGUUAGAUAUUAGUACAUGGUCUGUAGUGGAUAUGGUAGAUCUAUGGUAGGACUUGUCGCACUUAUUUUGAAAGAAGAAAUAAUUCAUAUAUGAACAUUUAUGUACUGUAAAUCAACUUAUUUUGCUGAUGCUUUGUUUCUCGUUUAGCCCUUUCCAGCCAGCAUAGCUGCGGUUGAUUUUACUUGAUGUAGUUUAAUAAUGAAAGAUACAAGUUUUCCAUAUUCGCUACGAUUAACAUCUUCUGUAUUUUUCUUUUUGCAAAAAAACACUAAAAUCAAUCAGCCUUGUUUCCUUCAUUUUUUGAUAGAACAAAAAGACCGACCUGAUUGUACAUUCAAAUGCUAAUAUCAUGAUAUUUAUUGUUGGUAAAUAGAAGUUCUUACUUUAGAAUAAUUUUUUUAUUGUAUAUGACAUGUAAAAUGUGCAUAUUAUUCACAUGUUCAUUGUUCCAACUCAUUUGUAUUCAGUUUAGGGACAUAUUAUUUAACAUAAAUCACCAGUAGACCAAACAGAUUGUCAUCAUGACCACAAUGAAGAGUUACACGUGCAUCUUAUUUACGUGUGCACUGUUCAUCCCAUUAAUAUUCGUUCUAGGCACAUUUUAUUUGGUAAAAAUUACCAGUAGACCAUCAGUUGUCAUUUAUGUUAAAACUUAAUUUAUUAAGGUUAAACUUCCAAACUUGUUUUGAAAUCGUCCGUAUUUUCGUUUGUGCUAUGUAAUCAGAUUGUCGGUGAACCCGGUGAAUGUCGUGUUUUGUUUUUGUUUGUUUCAAGACAACAUAGCUUUUACGACAAAUAUGUUUGACGGACGAAAGAUGUAAAUAUAUAAUAAAGACUGUAUAUAUGAUAUAUUAGCAACAGCCAAAAAAAAAUCAGAAUGUCUUUUAACAAGUUAAACAUUUCAGCAUUAUAAGUUUUAUAAAACAUAUACUUUGUUUAAUUAGAAUACAACCUAUAUUUGAUAAUGACAUCACAACCGCAACGCUUUAAUUGAAGGGACCAAUAUUGUAUAUUCAUGUGCCAAUUUCCCACAUAGCUUAUGAGUUUUUAGGUUAGAAUAUUGUAAAGUGCUUGUGACUAAUGAAAUAAUAGGAUUCCAUGCAUCCUUUUUUUUGUAAAGUCUGAUUUAAUUCUUAAUUGUAAAUAAGAGAUUAUUCUACUCCCAGAUCAACACAGAUAUACAUUGGAAGCUUUGAAAUGUCAAAAUAUUAUAUAUAACAUUAACAUUUUAAUAGUUAUACAUGAGCUUUUCCAAACACAUACUUCGGUCUACAAUUUGGUCAAUGAUUAUUUCAAAUAUUCCGAUACAAUUAAACAGAAAGUUCAAUUUAUUAUUUAGAAUAUGUAAAGAAUAUUAUAUUUUUAAAAUUUCAUUUGAAUACAUCAGUUUUAGUUAAUAACCUCAUACAAAGCAUUAGUAUUUGAGGAAAAUGGGGGCGUUUUGAAUGUGAAAUUGAAUAAAGUUCGAAAUGUAUAACUUGAACAGUAUAUAAACAAAAAAUGCUUACUUAAACAUUACAUUGUUGAAACUCAAACUCGCAGUUAUAACACCUUAUUGUAUGAUUCUCACCAAUUCAUCGUACCGUUGUGCAAUAUACAUGUUAGGUCUUAAAAAUGAUUUAUUACAAUUUCCUGCGAUUUAAAUCCCUUACAUCUCUUACAAAAUUGCAUAUAAAUUGAGAGGCCAAAAUAUAACAAGAUGUACAAUUACAUUUGCCUUGACCAUGGAAUGAAUUCUAUAUUCAAGACUAAUUAGGAUAUAAUAUGGGCAUUUGGCACUUUACAAUAUUCUGCGUUUGUAAGUGAGGGAUAAUCCUUUUUUGAUGACUUGCUAACUCUCGUAGCUUUGUUAUGAAGAAAAGGUUUAUCGUUCUUUCAGAAAUACAUUUUAGUCAAUUAUCUGAAAACAAUUAGUAGUAUGUAGUUAUAGAUUAUUGUUGAUCAUCUCAACGAGAUUGAUUUUCUCGCCUGAGCCGGUACGGCGAAAGCGAGAAAAGCAAUCGAGUUGAGAUGACCAAUGAUAAUCUGUUUAUCGCUAUUUUACCUAUGACGACGUUGUCAAUUUCAUAUCAAUUUUGUUAGGAACGCCACGUGCCCCCUCGGUUUCUAGCGAUAAUUUUCAUAUCACUUGAGACUACGCUGAGGAAGAAAAUUAUCAGACAGUAAGAUCAAUGGAAAAUUUCGUAAAAUAGCGAUUUCCUCUGUAAUAUUUACCAAAAUAUAUUGUGUUCAAUUGAAUAACAGAUGAUUUUCGAUUGAUUAUCAAUCCCGAAUACACCGGACAAACAUAUAGACGGCCGUUUUUGUGGGAGUUUAAGUGAUUGUCGAUUUUCAAUAUGACAAUGCAUGUUCUGAAAACGUACUGAGAAUCUUGAUUCUAUAUUGUGUUCGGUGACUGACUUUUAAAGCGGAACAUUUUAAAAUCAGUGAAACCGAUGUGCUUUCAUUUCUUUUAAUCUAGUCAUAAAGAAUUUACAACAAAUAUUUUUUAUCAAGGUUCAAAAAGAUUUUUACUUAAAUUAUCACAGAUGACAAUAAACCAAGACCCUCAUUAUAUUGAUGAUUUAUUGGUUUACUCUUAAACUAUUAUAUAUAUAUAUAUAUUUAUAUACUUUUCAGUUAUUCUGUCCCCUUUGUAUUUUCAUUGAUUUUAUAGUUGCAUUGUCCUACAUAAUGACAUUAUAAUUGUUGUAUACAUGUGUUGUUGCAAGUGACUCAUGGAAGUAGAAAAGAUAAUUAAAAUAUUUUAUUUUCAAAAAAGUACCACAUUAAUAGAAAUAUUAAGUUGCAUACUAUGUAUUUUCUACCAAAGGGCUAAUGCGGUCUUUCGGUUCUCAUGACACUCGAAUUUGAAGGAAAAUCCAUAUAGACAUAUUUAUGUAUUACAAUUAAAGUUUUGAUCUUGCCUCCAUACUUAACUCAGAAUACAAAACGUCCUUUUCUUAUUGGAGAAAUUGAUAAGUAAAACUAAAAAAAUAACAUGCAAUUAGUUAUUCCAUGCAGUUAAUGCAAUGUUGUUGCAAUAGUGUGGAGAACAAUAACGAUGGCUAGGAAUGGAAUAAAGAAAACAGUAAUAGUUAGUUGUGAUGUUUGUAUGAAAUAAGCUUGCUCACCAGAAUGUGGUUUUGUGUAGAUGCAUAUGCUUUAACAUUACUUCCUGUGGAAGACAAUUGCUGGUAGAUAAUACGUGAAUUUUUAUGUUUUUUCUAGAUUUUGAAUGAAAGUAUAUGUACAUUUAGCAUUAAAAACUUAUAUUAAAACAAAUGUUCGACUA